Messenger RNA from Mugil cephalus (flathead mullet), 2480 nucleotides. It is a transcript of the gene tctn2, whose product is annotated as tectonic family member 2. Gene Ontology annotation, biological process: cilium assembly; protein localization to ciliary transition zone; smoothened signaling pathway. The record is from RefSeq and is a predicted model, not a curated record. Bases 70 to 2244 code for a protein of 724 amino acids. The transcript has 18 exons. Lineage: Eukaryota; Metazoa; Chordata; Actinopteri; Mugiliformes; Mugilidae. Gene Ontology annotation, cellular component: MKS complex.
AUAUCUGCGUUGCUAAGACAUCACGAACAGUUUACAAAUAUGUCGACUUCAUGACCUGAGGAGAACCAAAUGGCUAAUGUGAUUCAUACAGUGUUUUCUGCUUUCAUUUUACAGGUCGCCUACGUUUCAUUCUCCAUUAGCUCGGCUCAAACUCAAAACACUGUCGUUUUCCAGCCUUCCUUUUUAACUACUACGGGACCUACGGUCAGUGCGUAUUUGAUUGGAAACAUCUCGGGCGUGUCUUUGAAUCUGAGGACUGUUUCUCCGUCCAACACAACAGGGAGCAGUGGUCCUCCAUCAUGUAUAGCAGAGUCAACACAGUGGACGAUCACAAGCGAGCCUCUGGGAAAGACUGCACUUCGAGUUCAACUGAAGCUGAAUAAGGAACUGCGCCUGUGUGGUGAGAAUGAUACGAACACAGACUGCUGUCCUGGGCCGCUGUGUUACCUGGGAACCCUUCAGGUGUCUGCCUGUGUGGACGGCGCACCGCAGGCGUCGCUGUUGGUCCGUGCCAGGAUACACGCCCUGUUGUUUCCCGCUAAUGCUGGAUCUGACAAUAAAACAGUCAUUCCAAACCAAGUCUACCAACCACUGGGCCCUUGUCCUUGUGACCUGACAUUGAGAGUAUGUGAUGUACGUUGCUGUUGUGAUAAGGACUGUUCCAAUGAAGAUUUGAAGUUGUUUGCGUCCCACUGUCUACCGGGGCCCUUUGGUGGACAGGUGUCUCCUGCUCCAGACUAUCAGUGCUCUGUGCAGUCCUCUGAAAACUCUCCGGAUUGGUAUCCAUUUUUAUGUGUCAUUUCUCCGCCUGAAAACAACCCAUACCUUGGCCUCUUUUACCAGGGAGACACGAUAUCACCCAGGCCUGGCCCAUCCUUCCAAAGUCCUAUUUUAUCUGCUCCAGUGGCAGUUAAUGUUUAUAUUCAAGGAAGUCCUAUUCUCACAUUAAAGAACCAGUACUUCACUAUUCCUCAGAAGGGCUUCGGGCAAUGUGUCAACAAUGCUCCAGUAGCAUUUUUGAAAGAUUUUAAAGUCGACUGCAUGACCCUGCUACGCUCCUGCCCAACUGCAUCUCCCUUACAGACACUACCCACACAUUUAAGCAUUACACUGAAUAAUGGUUUAGGAGGUGACGUCAGUGUGGAUCUAACGGAUGAAGUGGCCACUGACCUCAGUCCGUUUAUUUCCAAAAGAGAUGCAGUUGCCUCUACAGAUGAGAGGGUGGUGUGUGAAAACGUGACCUUAGCGCUGGAUUACAAAUUCUACUGGAAAGGAAAUGGCAUCACAGGCAUAACACUGACACGCACUGUUGGGACCAUCGCCUUUAAUGGUAGCGUAACCUUGACUACAAAGUAUUCUGCUGUGUUUCUAAAUGGAGGAGUCAUGGUUGAACCCCGCUCAGGUAACCCAGGUUAUCAGGUGGGAAGACCUGUUAUUGCUGGAAUACUUGACACUUUGGGAAAUAAUACAGGCUCAGUACAGAGGACGUCAAUCAAUAUUUGGAAACCAGUGAGCGACGGACUCUGUUCUACUGCUGAGAAGAAACCAGUUCUGUUUGGAGAGAAUUCAACAUCAGGAUGUCAGCUCCCCAUCAGCCAGCAGAAUCUGACUCAGUGUGAUCUCCUGAGAGAGACGAUUACUACUCUGCAAUCAGCUUUGAUAACGGCCACAUAUGUGGCAAAGAGCGGAGACCCAGAUCUAUUUAGCAUUUCAGACUGGGUGAACAUCAGCUUAAUUCCAGUUGCGACCCUGAACUCAAGCACAGCUGUGGAAGACACCACGAGUACAUGCUAUGGGAUCCCAUCUCACCAACAAAUCCGUGUUUGGAGUCUUAACAAUGGUGUAGUAGACGGAAAACCUCAAAAGGAAAUACGUGCCUUGCAAGUCAGCUAUGGCCUGUCCACUUGGCGACUGGACUGUGGAGGAGGUGAUGUCUCUCCAUGUGUGGACCCAGAGGAGACUCAGCUGUUCCCCAUCACCUCCUCAGUCACCUUCAUUGACAUCCCCAUCAACACAGAACCACCAAAAACCAGGUUUCAGAUCAACUUUACAGAAUACGACUGUAACAGGAAUGAUGUGUGUUGGCCCGAGCUCGCAUUUCCCAUCACUAAGUAUUACACAGGUGAGCCGUAUUCUCAGUCUCUGGCUAAGGGCAUUAUCCUGGUCUUCUUCUUUAUCAUGGCCUCCGUACUUGGAACUCCAUGGAGACAAAUCAGACAGGCGUGGAGCGGCGCUGCGCUCUGAAACUCAGAGAGCAGCUGAGAUAAAUGCAGAAGAAGAAGAAGAAGAAGUGACAGGCUACAAAAAGAAUAAAUAAAUGUCAUUAAUUGCACCUCUUUUAUUAGAUGUGGUACCGGCUAAUGUUAGCUUUAGAUGUUUAUAACAUGAUUGUGUGAAUGUAAACAGUUGUACUGGUGCACAAUUUUGGAAUAAAAAUAUUUUUUUACCUUCCAAAUAUAUUUUUGAACAAUUGCUAUAAA